AUGCUCGUAAGACGUGUGCUCCUGACCGUGCAUCAAUCAACCCCCAUCCCCAUCUGUCCCCACCUGCGUGCAGCUGUGGCGGCAGUGCUACAGCAGGAACAGGACCCGUGGACACUGUCCCUCGCCUGCAAGCUGGCGUCCCUGCUGGCGCAAUGCACACCGUACCAUCGUCUCCGCUCCACCCCUCGUUUGAGUCACAUCCUGCCCUCCGCUCUAGUCACGCGGAUAUCGACUCUCCUCUCGCCAGGCCCCCUCUCCUCCUCCUCCUGGUCCACCAGCAUGUCUUAUAGCGAGGAUGGCAUCUCCACUGCUUCUGCAGCCACAGCAGCAGCAGCGACAGCCUCUCUGGGCCAUGUCCUCUCGCGCUCCACGCUCCCUCCCCCACAACCACCCGCCACAGCUGCCACAACCAACCCAUCAACCAUCACAUUCACAUGCUUGCUCUCGUGGGUGCAGCCUUGCAUUCCCACAGCAGUACGCGUCGAAGCCCUUCAGGCACUAGCCGCCUGGGUGUCAACAUUCCCUGCAGCUGCCGCCGAGCCUCACUGGCCCGACCUCUUUGCCCUCGUCACCGCCACUUUGGCUCCUCCCAGUACACCUACCAAGCUUAACACUGCAAGCGCCUUUUUUGAGGCGCCUCAAAAACCACCUACCAAGCUUAACACUGCAAGCGCCUCAGGAACACACACUGCCGUGCAAGAUGAGGAUGAGGCCCCUAUUGCGCACCCUGACAGCACCUGCUCGCUGCAGGCUGAACCGACUCUCACUGACCGCCUCCACCCUGCAGCACUCAAGGUACGCUUCUCGCAGUCCCUCUCUCCUCCUCAGACUUUCCUGCUCCUCACAUUCCCUCCUUCACUAAUAUUCCUGUUCUACCCCUCCUCUUACCACUUUUCCUCCCCUAAACCCUGUCCCCCCCGCUCUCGUCACCACAUUGCAUCUCAUCGUUCCCACCAGCAGCAACAAGAGGGGGGGGUAGCCCCUUUCUCCUCAGCCACAUCACCUGCCUGUGCUACUGCAGUGUGUGCCGCUGCCACAGCUGCCACAGCUGCUACAGCCUGUGCCCCUCCCUUAACAGGUCCUGCCACAUCCUGCUGCCCUGCAACAUCAGCCUGUGCCUCUGCAGCUUUACCUGCUGCUGUACGUACUGCUUCCUCUGUGAUUGGCAACGACGUCUCUUCAUCCAAUCAGCUGCUGACACGUGUCCCUCCUCCUGGUGCCUCGCAAUGGGCUGAGGUGCUCCGCCUUGGCCUGCUGCCGCCCCUCCUCCGACACCCCUCUCCUCCGGUGCGCAUGGCAGCGCUCACAUGCUUCCUGCACAUGCCAGCACCCACUCUGCAGUACCUCUCCCACAUGCAUGACGUCAUCUUCCAGCCAAUGUUCGCCCUGGCAGCAGGCGAGUCGGUGCCAGCAAUCCAAGCAGCAUUGAUGAAGGUCUUUGGAACCAUUCUGCUGCACCUCAUGCCCGCACUUGCUGCACCUCAUGCCCGCACUGUGAGUGCUGCACCUCAUGCCCGCACUGUGAGUGCUGCACCUCAUGCCCGCACUGUGAGUGCUGCACCUCAUGCCCGCACUGUGAGUGCUGCACCUCAUGCCCGCACUGUGAGUGCUGCACCUCAUGCCCGCACUGUGAGUGCUGCACCUCAUGCCCGCACUGUGAGUGCCGCCCACCGCGCAUGCCGGAAUCGGAAUUGCUUUAUACCUCUUAUCUCACCAGCCCUCCCCCUGUAUCUCUCUCCCUUGGGCACGUCUAAUUUUAGAAGGACUCAAAGAGACCACCAGACCACGUCCCUGCAAGAUUCGUCAUCACCAUCACCCUCAACUCCCUCGUUUGAGACAUCUCACGAUGUUCCCUCCUCGUCUGCGUUGAGCCUCUUCUCCCACGGCCGCAUGCUGCUGCUUCAAGCCUGCUCCUCUUCUUCCGUCCCUUCGCCUCAAUCACCCACCCCCUCCCCCCACCUCCCCUCUCUUCCCCCCCACCCCAUCCCCCUCUACUUCCCCCAACCGCAGGUCCGAUCUGCUGCAAUGUGGUCUCUUGCCAACUUCUCAGAGCGUCUGCCGCCUAUGCACUGUAGCCUUGAUCAAUGUAGCACCAUUCAUUGUAGCAGCAGCUUGCGCUGUAGCAUCAAUAACUGUCGCAGCAAUCACUGCGGCAACGUGCAGAGCAGUAGAAGGGAUGGUUCUAGCAGUGGCAGCGUGGUGGGCCCCCAGGCGCACGUUGGUGUGGAAUGGAGUGCAGCCUGGUGGGGUGCAGCCUGGUGGUCUCUUGCUAACGCUGCUGUGAAGGGAGCAGGCGACAGCGAUAAGGUCAAAGCCAGUGCCGUUCGACUGUUGGGUGCUCUCGCCCGCUGCUGCUGCUUCUGCCAUCGCUGCUGCCCACACGCCGAUGCAGCAAGCUCGGCCAGGCCCUGCUGCUUCGAUCUCCACACUGCCACUGCCACUGCCACUGCCACUGCCACGUGCCAUUCUCGCUGCCCAGCAGGCAGUGCCGGCGAUUCUGAGACAGGAGUGCAAGUGAGGCAGUGCCUUCAGAGUAACCGCCAGUGCUGCUGUGAGAGUCAACAAGCAGUGAAGGGUGAAGCAGUGGAGGGAUGUGGUACUGGCAGGGGCAUCUGUGGCAUUUCUAAGUGUGGUGACUGUAACAAGGGUGAUCAGCAGCAGCAGAUUCAGCACUGCCCUGCUGAUAGCUGUUGCAGCAGCAGAGCGAAUGCUGGCUUGACUCAAGUCGUGAGACUUGAGCCAGAAGCAGCAAGGACUGCACCAGCAAAGGGAGGCGGAGAAGGAGGAAGUGCUCACAUGCAUAGGAGGAGGGAAGCUGCGAAGCAGGCGGCAGCAAGUGCACGGGAGGAGGUCCAGGGGAAGGAGAGCAGUUAUGGAGUGUCGGGGGCAUGGCAGGAACGAGUGGUUGAAGGCAUUCUCUCAUGUGCCUUGCAGAGCAACCCCAAGGUGCAGUGGAGUGUGUGUGCAGCCCUCUCCCUCUUCCUCCAAAACCCCUCCGUCCACCUACCAUCUUCUCCCUGGACUGGCCCCGUGCUGGCCACACUGCAGGCUCUCUUGCAGCGCUCUUCCAACUUCAAGAUCCGCAUCCACGCUGCUGCCGCCCUCAUCCAGCCAUGCACAAGGGCAGACUACGGCCCGGAAUUUGGUGCUAUCCUGCACGCCCUUGUCUCAUCGCUCUCCUCACUUGAUGCAGCAGACGAGCAAAGUGCAGUCGAGCAGCGGUACAAGCCAGUGCUGAGGGAUCAGAUCGCAGCAACACUCCUCCACAUGACCUCGCUCGCCUCUCCUCAAGACCUGUGCAACGUCCGCCAAUUGUUGCAGCAGCAUGCAGAGUGCAUAUCCCACGCCGUGGAAUCCGCACGCUCCACAGCACUUCGUGCCUUGGCUCAUUCUGUCCCCUUUACAAGCAUUUCCGAUAAGCCACUGGCUUCAACAGCUCUGCAGGCUGUUCCUUUGGUCGACCCGCGUGGCACUCUGUGCACUCACCAGCAGCAUUACUCUUGCGGAUCGGCCAGUGCUGCAGGCAGUGAUAAAUGUGAUGGUGCUGCUGCCAGUGAUGGCUGUGGUAGUGCUGGCCGAGAUUGUGGUGCAUCAUUUGCGCUCUGUAGCUCAGCAUCAAGAGUAGCUGGCAUGUGUGCAUGCUGCCAUGUGAAACUGGCAGCUACUGAGAUAAGGAGAUUGACGUCCCUGUUACAAGACAAGGGUGAUGAUGGAAAGAUAGUAUAG
Closterium sp. NIES-65 is the source of this 3726-nucleotide messenger RNA. NCBI's taxonomy places the organism in Eukaryota, Viridiplantae, Streptophyta, Zygnematophyceae, Desmidiales, Closteriaceae. The record is from the annotation of a GenBank genome assembly.